AAGAACACGACAGGGAGGGGAGAUGGCCGGUAUUUUCGGGAAGAUCUUCGUGGGUAUUUAUGUGGAGAUAAAACGGAGCGACGGACGAAUACACCAGGCGAUGGUCACGUCCCUGCACGAGGACAAUGAUAGUGUGACAGUGGAGUGGAUCGAGAACGGAGACACCAAAGGGAAAGAGAUUGAUCUGGAGAGCGUCUUUGCUCUGAAUCCAGAUGUUGCUCCUGACGAGGAGAUACCACAGAGUCCUGAAACUCCUCUUCCUCCCUCCAAUGUUGCUAAAACCAGCAAACUCCCCAAGACAAGACGGACUACAGCAAUACCGAAGGCUGAGAACGCUCCACGGGAGAACAGAGCUGCAGCAGUGGGAACCACCCGGGCCCGUCCCAGCCAGCACAGCCAAGCUGCAGAGCCGCCUCCACCAGCCAUCGCUCCCCAGUCUGCACUCAACCAGUCCCUGUUACAGCAGCAGAACGCACGGAAGAAAUCCAACUGUGUGAAGGAAGUUGAGAAACUGCAGGAGAAACGAGAGAAGAGGCGACUUCAGCAACAGGAGCUCAGAGAGAAGAGGGCACAAGAGGUGGAUGUCAACUUACCAAACUAUGAAAUCAUGUGUAUGAUCAGAGACUUCAGAGCCAGUCUGGACUACAGGCCUUUAACCAGUAAUGAUCUGAUCGAGGAGCACAGGAUAUGUGUAUGUGUUCGUGCACGUCCCCUCAAUAAAAAAGAGUUGUCAAUGAAGGAUUUGGAUGUGAUCACCAUUCCCAGUAAGGACGUGGUGAUGGUCCAUGAGCCCAAGCAGAAAGUCGACCUGACCCGCUACUUGGAGAACCAAACUUUCCGAUUUGACUACGCCUUCGAUGAGAACUCCACCAAUGAAAUGGUUUAUAGGUUUACUGCUCAGCCGCUGGUUGAGACCAUUUUUGAGAGAGGUAUGGCGACCUGCUUUGCGUACGGACAAACUGGAAGUGGAAAAACACAUACGAUGGGAGGGGACUUUUCAGGAAAGAACCAGGACUGCUCUAAAGGGAUCUAUGCACUGUCUGCCAGAGAUGUCUUUCUCAUGAUAAAGAAGCCAAACUACAAGAAGCUGGAUCUCCAAAUCUUUGCCACAUUUUUUGAGAUUUACAGCGGGAAGGUGUUUGACCUGCUAAACCGCAAAGCCAAGUUACGUGUCCUGGAGGACGGCAAGCAGCAGGUCCAGGUGGUGGGGCUGCAGGAGAGGGAGGUGAAAUGCACAGAGGACGUCCUCAAACUCAUCGAAGUGGGAAACAGCUGCAGGACUUCUGGUCAGACCUCGGCGAACGCUCACUCCUCUCGGAGCCACGCUGUGUUCCAGAUCAUUCUGCGUCGGCGGGGGAAGAUGCACGGAAAGUUCUCCCUUAUCGACCUGGCGGGGAAUGAGAGAGGGGCAGACACAUCCAGCGCUGACCGUCAGACUCGCCUCGAAGGAGCUGAGAUCAACAAGAGCCUGCUGGCACUAAAGGAGUGCAUUCGAGCUCUGGGCCGAAACAAACCUCACACUCCCUUUAGAGCCAGCAAGUUAACCCAAGUGCUGAGGGACUCCUUCAUAGGAGAAAACUCAAGGACAUGCAUGAUUGCAACCAUCUCUCCUGGAAUGGCAUCUUGUGAAAACACCUUAAACACGCUGCGAUAUGCCAACAGAGUAAAGGAGUUUGGGAUAAGUCCCUCAGACAUUCCCUUCUCCCAGAGCGGAGGCGGAGGGAGUCGCUCUGAGCUCUCCCCUACUUACGAGGUGAAGGAGCUCUCUGUGGACCCUGCAGCGGCGAUCGACAGCCGUCAGGGAGGACACAUCAACCAGCUGGAGGUGCUGGAGGCUCAGUGGGGAGUCGGGAGCUCUCCCCAGAGAGACGACCUGAAGCUGCUCUGUGAACAGAACGAGGAAGAGGUCUCCCCGCAGCUUUUCACUUUCCAUGAAGCCGUCUCUCAACUUGUGGAGAUGGAGGAGCAGGUACUGGAGGACCACAGGGCGGUUUUCCAGGUACAGUAGAGCCUUUAUUUUAAUAGUGG
Messenger RNA from Micropterus salmoides (largemouth bass), 2028 nucleotides. Its product is annotated as kinesin-like protein KIF2A. Lineage: Eukaryota; Metazoa; Chordata; Actinopteri; Centrarchiformes; Centrarchidae. The record is from RefSeq and is a predicted model, not a curated record. Gene Ontology annotation, molecular function: ATP binding; microtubule binding; microtubule motor activity. Gene Ontology annotation, biological process: microtubule-based movement. The transcript has 19 exons. Bases 23 to 2008 code for a protein of 661 amino acids.